This is a messenger RNA of Chinchilla lanigera (long-tailed chinchilla), 966 nucleotides long. It is a transcript of the gene Rabif, whose product is annotated as RAB interacting factor. The transcript is spliced from 2 exons. Gene Ontology annotation, biological process: small GTPase-mediated signal transduction; post-Golgi vesicle-mediated transport. The coding region runs from base 21 to 392 and encodes 123 amino acids. Gene Ontology annotation, molecular function: zinc ion binding; guanyl-nucleotide exchange factor activity. The record is from RefSeq and is a predicted model, not a curated record. Gene Ontology annotation, cellular component: membrane; cytosol. Lineage: Eukaryota; Metazoa; Chordata; Mammalia; Rodentia; Chinchillidae.
GGGCUGUCGAGGUGGUGGCGAUGGAACCAACAGGGCAGCUGAACGAGUUAGUGUCAGCCGAGGGCCGAAACCGGAAGGCGGUGCUGUGCCAACGUUGUGGCUCUCGCGUGCUGCAGCCAGGGACCGCUCUCUUCUCGCGCCGACAGCUGUUCCUUCCGUCCAUGAGGAAGAAGCCAGCCCUGGCUGACGGCAGCAAUCCUGACGGUGAUCUCCUCCAGGACCACUGGCUGGUUAACGACAUGUUCACCUUUGAGAAUGUGGGCUUCACCAAGGACGUGGGCAACAUCAAGUUUCUGGUCUGCGCAGACUGUGAAAUUGGACCCAUUGGCUGGCAUUGCCUAGACGACAAAAACAGUUUCUAUGUGGCCUUGGAACGGGUUUCUCAUGAGUGACCUAGGAGAUGGGGACUCAGCUCUACCCUCAACUCUAAAAGAACUUGGUGUAACUGUUGUGCUGCCGAUUUCUCUGUACUCUGUAAGAUAAAUGAUGAGCACCAACAUACACACUCGAACGCAUAGAAGGCCAGCCCUGCUUCCCUCCAGCCCCAGUGCAUGCCUCCUGCUUAGUCACUUCGCAUCACAGCAUGUCCUAACUUCCUCUCCCCCAGCCUUGGGACACUCGAACUCCACACAUCUGUUCUCAUCGCUGGCCUUCGGCUUAGGCUCUAGUCUGCCCAGGGUUCUCUUUUUUCUGCUCUAAAAGAGCAGUGAUCAGCUUUUUAGCCAUGAUAACACAUGACAAAAGAGUCUCAUGCUGAUAGUAAAAACUUCACCUUUUCACUUUCAUUCAAGGAAACAUGCAAGUACCUGAGAGUGAUUUUGUUGUAUGACUAACCUAGUUAUCUACAGGAAUUUGCUCCUUGUAAAAGUAAAACAUUUACAAACUUGAGUAUUUAAACCAAUAAUAAGAAGCACAUUGCUUUGGGUACAAUCUAAUAAAUACCAUGGGUGAGAGCCUUAAAUCUGG